Messenger RNA from Nylanderia fulva, 1714 nucleotides. RefSeq names its product short neuropeptide F. The record is from RefSeq and is a predicted model, not a curated record. Lineage: Eukaryota; Metazoa; Arthropoda; Insecta; Hymenoptera; Formicidae.
CGGUAUCGCCACACUUCGCAUCAUUACCGUCGUAACGUGCGAGCCACUCAAUCUCCCGCUCGUCAUCUGAGAGACCGAGGCUCAAGAAUUCGAUCGCGAGGAUUUCCGAGCACCAUGUACGUUAAACGCUGCUGCGCCGCUCUCGUUCUUCUCGUCGUGACAGUCGGCCUCGUAAAAGCCACCGAGAAUUACAUGGAUUACGGAGAAGAGAUGGCGGAAACGCCCGCGGAACCCAUCCAUGAGUUCUACAGGCUUCUUCUGUUACGUAAUGCGCUGGAUAACACAGCUUUCGGUGGCAUCCCGUUGGAGCAUUUCAUGAUUCGCAAGUCGCAGCGAUCACCAUCGCUGCGUCUUCGAUUCGGUCGUUCCGGACCGCACGCUUCCGCGUGGACCCUGCCGAGACCCGCGGGAUACGACAACAACAAUUAAUCGGCGAAGCUGAUCGAGACACCUUUCCAAUUCGUUCUUGAUGAAAACGCGACUACCCUCUCUUGUAUAAAUUAUGCAUAAUUCGCGUCUCACGUGCGCGUGUGCGUGUGCAUUUGUGCGUACGUAUGUGUGUGUGCAAGUGUGUGUGUGUUUAUGCUUUUUGUUAGUUGACCCUUUCACGUCUCUUAAAAAAACUUAAAAAAAAGAGAGCGAAUCCAAAUAGCAAACUGACGUCAAAAUGAUGUAAUAUUUGUUAUCUAGGAAGCCAAUGCGACGAAAGCUAAUUUUUUCACAAUUUGCGUGAAGAAAAAAUAUUGUGCACCUUUUCUUCUUCUUAUUAUUAUUAUUUGUACGCCUUAAUUAAAUUUAAAACAACACCGCAUUUUCGGAAUUCACGUAAGUCGCUUGGUUUCACCUUGCACGAGAUGGAUAAUUUAUCUUAAGACACGUUUAAAGACACUAUAUAUUUGUUUCGUAUAAUUGCGAAUAUUCCGAAUGUGGUAUUAAUUUAAGACAAUUUUACUCCGCCCCUCGUUUUCGUUAAUUAGCGGCAGCGCUGUAAAAGGACACUUGGCCUAAGUCCUUCAUUCCAUGUGGGAAUAACAAUCUGAAUCGCUCCUAUCGUUACGAAAGCAAUUGAUUGUUCCUUCGUUUAAUAGCACGCACAUCGGCACGGAGACGUGAAAAUAAUUUGCGCCACGCGCGAUGACAUACAGAACGUUCCACAGACUUUCCUCCAAUUGAUCUAUCGAAUAAAUUUGACGUUAAUUUAUCGCAAAAUUCAAAAUUAGAGUGUGCAGCUUUUAAAUAUUUAAAUCGAGAAAUAAAUUUAAACGGUAAAUAUAUUUAAUUCGUAAAAAUUCAAACGCAAUCUUCUUUCAUCGUCAAUAUCUGAUAUUUUAAUUAGUAAAUUUUCUCAAGUUAACUUUGUGUUAAAAUAAAAAGACAUAGAAAGCAUUUCUAUGUCUUUUUAUUUUAAUACAAAUUGCCCAUUCAAGACAGAUUCUAUCAAAAUCCCUUUUAUUGCAGGUUUAUAUGAAUCAUUUCGUUUAUUUUAUUUAUCCAAUUUAUCGCUGAAUUUUCUUCAAAGAAAGACGAGAAAUUUAUUCUAUGGAAAAUCUAAAAUGUCAUUGAGUACUUCUACAUUAUAAUUUUCAACAGCUGGCCUGUUGGUCUAUCGAUCGAUUAAUAGGCGUAGUCUUUCGAUAAAUGUGCCAAAUAAUAUGAUCGUUGUAUUAUGAUUAAAAAAGAAAAAAGAUAUCUGCACUGUCUACAAAACGUAUUA